Molecule: messenger RNA, 1443 nt
Organism: Aspergillus fijiensis CBS 313.89
Lineage: Eukaryota; Fungi; Ascomycota; Eurotiomycetes; Eurotiales; Aspergillaceae
Exons: 1
Coding region: 1-1443 (480 amino acids)
Biological process (GO): secondary metabolite biosynthetic process
Molecular function (GO): acyltransferase activity, transferring groups other than amino-acyl groups
Source: RefSeq, a predicted model, not a curated record
AUGCCCGGCGUAGCCAGUGCUGAUUCUGUGGCCCUGAGCCCUCUUGAUCACAUUCCCGCCAAACUCUUCCUGCCAUUCAUCUUGUACUUUGAUACACCCGACCCACAAACUGCUCUCAACACCCUCAAGGGUGGCAUUGACAAGCUCGUUUCGCAACUGCCUUGGCUGGAGGGCGAUGUGGUCUUCCAUCAAAAACCCGAUGGGCAGAAGGGUCGUAUGCACAUCGCGCCACCGCAGGUCCCUCUCUCUCAAGUCUCCAUUCUACAGGUGAAGUACUUCGACCGAGACGAGGAGCUACGAUCGCACCCAGUGCAAGCGUACCUGGCCCUCCUCACGUUCAUUCCCGCCUCGGAGCAGAGACCCGUGCUCCGCUUCCAGGCCAAUUUGUUCCCCAGCAAGCUCGUCCUGGCCAUGUCCUUCUGGCACAACGUCUUCGACGGCACGGGAGCCGGCGUGAUCCUCGAAGCCCUAGCCGAGUGUUGUCAAUUCAGCACGGAGCCAACCGAGACUCCUCUCGCCCAGAUCAUCGCAGCAACGCACAUCACCCUCCGCAACCACGUCUCCAGCUUCCCAGCCCAGUGCAAGACCCGUCUCGACCACGGCGUCGAACUGGGCCCGCCCGUCUUCGACCCCAGCACCUCCACGGAGCAGUGGAACGCGAUGGAGUCCGCGCUGGCAUUCGUGGUCGAGACCAACCGGUACACCUUCGAUCCACACAAAAUAGCGCAGCUGAAAGACCUCUGCACGGAGCAGCUUCAGGCCCUGUCCCCGACAACUGCAAGUUGGAUCUCCAGCAACGACAUCCUCACCGCGACGCUGGCCCUCUGCGUCGACCGCGUGCUUCAUCCAGAGCGAGCAUCAACCCCCACUACCACUACCACCAUCACCACCCCCAAACCAGCGGACUUCCUCAUGGCCGUCAACCUGCGCAACCGCGUGCGUCCCCGCAUUCCAGGUACAUACGUGGGGAACAUGAUCUUCCCCAUCCACGACACAAUCGACCCACCGAAGCCCCUCCCCGCGGCAGAGGGUCACCCCACGACAGACGAGGAGAGAGAUCUCCUCCGCCUCGCGCAGCUGGCCUUAAGAGUGCGCACCCGACUGUCCGCGAUGGACGGGACGGUGGCGUACAGCGCCUCGGCCGUCGUGGCCGACCACGACGACUGGACGACGGUCGAAGGCCGGCCCGCGGGGAUUAUUGUGACGAGCUGGCGGGAUCUCGACAUUUAUUCCUUGGACUUUGGGGCGGGGCUAGGAUAUAUUGAGGAUUUUGAGCCGGGGCUGGCGCUGGUGCCGGGGGGAUGUAUCUUUCUCCCGGCGCGGAUGUCUGGUGGUGGGGGCCGGGACCGUGCGACUGCGCCGUGGGAGGUGUGCGUCACUUUGAGGAUGGGGGAUUCGGAGACACUGCUGCAUGAUCAGUUAUUCAGGAGGAUCCUUGCGUAG